GAGUUAUAUUGCCAAAAUGGCGACUGUGAUUAAUUUGAGGUCUAGGAGUGAUCCUUUAUGGCACGUCUGAGCGGGAAUUACAGCGAAAGAUGCCGGAAUAUGCCUUAAAUUCAAAUUACAUUCGUUGGCCAUAUUUUAGGUAUGUGUUUAUACAUAGUGUAUUUAACAAUGUGGUGUACAAGCUGCCGAAUUCAAGUGCUGUGUUCCGGUUUAUCUUGAAACACAAAUUAGCUGAAGACUAAGAAUCAAGAUUGUUGAAACGGUGUUGUUCUUCGUUUCCAGUCAAAGCUGAUUCUGUUAAGUAUAGAAAGCAAACUGGAUAUUGCUUAUCGAGAUAUUGACGUAUUGGAAUUGGCACAUUUUGCAUGACUUAUUUAAAAACACACCGAUAUUUUGAUUCCACAAACCGAUAAUGCAUGUAUUGGCUAGGCAAGCCUGUGUAUUGGAACAAGAGUUGACAGAAAUACAGAUGGAGGUGUGAAGAAAAUCUGAUAUGGCGUUAUUUACUACAUUUUGUACCUGUCUUCUGGUGUGGCAGUUCGCAUAUGUUCUUGGUCAAGAUUUCUCCUUAAUGGAGCAAGUGUAUGGGAUAGUAGGGAGCAAUGUGUCAAUCCCUUGCCGAGUGAAUGCAUCAACGUUUGACCCCAAUAACACCCUGGUCACAUGGAAGAAGGACAACGUUUUCCUACUGUCGGCGAGCCAGAUCCCCGGGGAGGAGGAAAUGAAGCUCUCCUACCUUGAUGAAAGUCUGGCGGCCGGAAAUAAGUAUGAAGUGUUGACCACUUACGACCUGGUCGUAUCAAAUCUUGUCCUGGGCGACAGCGAUAGCUAUACUUGCACAGCCAUCGUCUUUACCGACGAAACACAGACUGCACAGAAAACCCGUGAAACCAAUGUUACCUCACUUCUUGUACAAGAUGUUCCCACCAUUCCCGGGCGUCCUGUGAUCACUGACUUGGAGUCACGGAGCACCACCGUCAGCUGGGGCCACAGUCACAAGGAAAACAACAGUCCCAUAUUCUCUUACGUUAUCCAAAUGAAAGUGGCCACUAUGGACUGGGCCAGUGCCCAGGAGAUGUCGACGGCCAUAUCUAUUGAGGAUCCCCCCACAUGUACCUUCAUUAACCUCCUCCCCUAUACCAUGUACCGCGCUCGCGUAACCGCUGUCAACUAUGUCGGUCGCAGCAAGCCCAGCCAGGAGAGUGAGAUCUUCUGGACCAAGUCUGAAGCCCCUAGUGCUGCCCCGAAGAUCCUGGAAGCAGUCAGUCACAACAGCUCACAGAUUUUCUUCAAGUGGCAGCCACCUCUCGCCUCCGAGAUCAAUGGAGAACUCACGGGCUACGUCAUACAGUACAAUGUAGAAGGCUCAAACAUCCUUCAGACCGUCACGGAGGAGAAUAAGGAUAAAACGAACCUGACGAUCAUCAAUCUGCUACCAUUCACAAACUAUUACAUCACCAUAAAGGCUCAGAACAGCUUUGGGACUGGACCAUUUGCUGAGACAAUGGUCCGCACAUCCGAGGGGCGGCCAUCUAAACCUAGAAUCAUUCACACACUCAAUGUGAUGUCUACCUCAUUCAACCUGAGCUGGGAGGCCCCUAAAGAGAUGCGUGGAAACUUGCUGGGCUACGAGUUAGAGUGGAGUCAUAACAACACUGUCAAGUCUAUGAUUAUCCACAACCUGGGGGACCGCAGCAGUACUCAACAUGAGGCGUAUAUAUCUAAUCUCGAGCCGUACUCCCAGUAUCGGGUACGAGUCCGGGCCUUCACAGGCGGAGGUAACGGGGAGUUCAGCGACUCUUACCCAGCUCUUACUGAUGUCACAGGUCCCGGCCAACCAUCCGGACUGAAUGCCUCAGUGACUGGCCCCAACAGUGUGUUCAUACAGUGGGAACAGCCCAAUAAGUUCUACCGCAUCAUCAACUACUACGCCAUCGAGUACAAGGACACAAGCUCCUUUUUCCACAAACCUCUCAUGGUAGAGGCACCCAUUCAGAAGUUGAACAUCACCAACUUGCCGAGUAACCGUGCAUACAAGGUGCGAGUGGCUGCCGUUACCAAGAGUAUCGUCAAGCAGCAGAAAUACAGUGGACAGUUCACUGACUGGGUGACCUUUGAACUUAUAGGAGAUAUUCAAAAUGAAACAGUCGAAGAUUAUAUCAAUAACACAACUAUCAAUACAGAUCCUGCUGCCAUGGAGGAGGCACAACAGGAAAUCAUGUCGGCGGGCAUCGUGGCUGGGAUUGUGUGCGGCCUUCUCUUUAUCUUUAUGGUCGUCUUUGUAUUCAUCGGCUGUAGGUCACUAACGUGCAGGAAGUACUACCAGGCCGCCUUUGACUACCUGGCUGUCCCUACCAAUAACAAUUCGCCACCGACAACUGUCAUCAAUAUACCGGAACCACUGGACGAGAUCAGUUACCAGCCAAUACCCGUGGGAGAUUUCCUUCAGCACGUCAGGUCUCUACAUGCUGAUAGUGAUGUCGGCUUCUCUCAGGAAUUCGCUGACAUUAACAAGCAGACCUGUGGUUGGACAAUACGUGCCGACGCCUCCAACCAACAUGAAAACAAGUCUAAGAAUAGAUACAUCAACAUCAUAGCCUUCGACCAUAGUCGAGUGAUGCUAAAACCCAUCAAUGGCCGGUUGAGGAGUUCAGACUAUAUCAACGCUAAUUAUGCAGAUGGGUACAAGAAACCCAAAGCGUACAUAGCCACCCAAGGCCCACUUCCCACGACCUUCGCCGACUUCUGGAGGAUGGUGUGGGAACAGAACUCUGUUGUCAUAGUAAUGAUCACCAAAUUGGUGGAGCGUGGUAAAAGGAAGUGUGACCAGUACUGGCCUGAUGAUGGUGUAGAACAUUACGGUCCCAUCCAGGUCAAACACCUCAAUACAUUCUCCAGGGCCCACUACACUGUCAGGAUGUUCUCACUCAAAAACACCAAACUUAAAAAGCAAUACUCAGAACGGAUAGUUUAUCAUUUCCAUUAUACUGAGUGGCCAGAUCACGGAGUGCCAGACUUCACACUUCCAGUGCUAAAGUUUGUACAGAAGUCGGCAUACAUCAACCCCCCGGGAGCAGGGCCCAUAGUGGUUCACUGUAGUGCUGGAGUGGGUAGGACUGGGACCUACAUCCUCAUAGACAGUAUGAUAGAGGAGAUGAAAGACAAGGGAACCAUUAAUGUAGCUGGAUUCCUCCUCCAUAUUCGGCGACAACGAAAGUUCCUCGUACAAACGGAGGAGCAGUAUAUGCUGAUACACGACGCCAUCGCCGAGUACAUCCUUAGUGACGACACCGAGAUCAAACACGGUGACUUGAAGGGGUAUAUAGACAAGAUAUCUCAGAUCCACGAUGGCGAGAAGGAAACUGCCCUGGAUAGGCAGUACAAGCUUGUUACGACCUACAAACCAAAGGACUCGGACAAGUUCCCAGCUGAUAAAAAUAUUAACCAGAACAAGAAUAGGAGCAAUGAUCUAGUGCCACUGACGGUCAAGCGAGUCCCUCUCCCAGCCAAACCAGGAGUGGACGGGUCAGAUUACAUUAAUGCUACAUACCUGCAGGGUUACAACAAGACGGAUGAGUUCAUUUUGACGCAGCACCCCCUGGAGAAUACAGUGGAGGACUUCUGGAGGAUGGUGUGGGAUCAAAACUCCUCUGUCGUCUUCCUUCUCUCACAGCUGGACGACAAGGAGCACAAGAGAUUCUGGCCAGAGAAGGAGACGCCCAUGGCCAUAGGUACCGGCCUGUUUAAGGUCGUGUUCCAGGAAGAGGAGGUGCUGGCCCGCUACACAGUCAGGGAGUUCCUCCUCGAGUCAACGCAGGAUGACUAUGUGUUAAUGACACGGAUCCUGACCUGUGACGGCUGGCCUCAGAAGGAGCAGCGCCUGUGGCAGGCCUUCGACAUGAUACAGACUGUCAAGGACCUCCACAAACAGAACGAUAUUGGACCAGUCAUAGUUGUGGAUAGCUAUGGUGGAGUGGAAGGUUGUGUGUUCUGUGCGCUGUGGUCACUCCAUGACCAGCAGACCCAUGACAAAGUAGUGGACGUGUAUCACCUGUGUAAACUGUUCCACCUCAAACGACCAGGAAUCGUAGGAACAAUGGAGGAUUACCUUUUCCUGUACAAAGCCAUGGAGAGUUAUAUCCAGGACUGUAGUGAAAAGGAAUCAAACAAUCUCUCGCAUCACAUACAUUUACGGAACUCUACUAAGAGAAACGGCACUAUGCCACGUAGUCCUACGUUAUCAAUUAAGGCGGAGACAAACGUGUGACACCAUGCCAAGUGAUGUCUAUGGUUCGCGUACAUGUGGAGUACGGCCCUGUUGUUAUGCUGUAGUGUCAUCGUAAUUGUCACUGGCUGUCCUUCCCCGCGUGCUUGUGUCUGUCGCGUAUCUGCACAGGUUGUCAUGGUCGAUGAAACGGUUUCAUCUACCUACCGGGACCAAGGCAGCUUACUUGGUCAAUGUAUCCUGUAUACUGACUACCUUGCAACUACCUAGGUUUAUGGAUGUAUGCCUGAAUCAUUCCACAGUGUGUAUACCCCGUAACUCAAGCUCAAGGACACUAACUGACCAGAGGAGCAUUGACCACAAGCUCUCCAAACUGACUGUGUCCUGAUGUGACCAGUAAUAUUUGUGCCAUAAGAUCGUGAGAAACUAACAGGGAAAGACUGCUACUGUGGUAGUUCUGCCCAAACCUUCCAGACCACAUUUCCCUUCCCAGGAGGAUGCAGGUCACUGUAGGACUGGUUACAAGCCGAAAUAAAAUGAGUCGAAACAGACCUCACAGGGUGGAAUACUUGAGCCCCCACAGCGCAGUGUAUGUGUGUCGAGGUCCUAUAAUUAACAUGGGUUGUGCAGCUAUUUAAGAGAUAGAGAUACCAAGCUGUGUUGUGAUGGAAUAUCCAUUUAAUAUAUUCUGCUACAAAAUUAAUUAUGACUUAACGCUUUAUGAAAGUAUCGUCCAUAUUUGCCAAGAGACAUGUAUUUCAUUGCCAUUUUUUACAUCCUUUUUUAUGUUUGUGGAUAAUCCAUGUAAUGGUGAACUUCUUUAUAUUUCACCUCCAUAUUAUGUAACCUGUGUAAAUUGGUGAUUAUGAUCAAAGAACACAUUAUGUGCUAUUUA
Messenger RNA from Mizuhopecten yessoensis (Yesso scallop), 5120 nucleotides. Its product is annotated as tyrosine-protein phosphatase 99A-like. The coding region runs from base 494 to 4267 and encodes 1257 amino acids. The record is from RefSeq and is a predicted model, not a curated record. The transcript is spliced from 29 exons. Gene Ontology annotation, molecular function: protein binding; protein tyrosine phosphatase activity. Gene Ontology annotation, biological process: protein dephosphorylation. NCBI's taxonomy places the organism in Eukaryota, Metazoa, Mollusca, Bivalvia, Pectinida, Pectinidae.